GAUUCCAAACUCCACCUCUUCCUCCUUAAGUAUAUAUAUCUCAAAAAAAAAAAGCUCCACUUAAGAACUCCACCUCUUCCUCCUUAACAACAAUCAAUCAUUCUCAAAAGUCUCCACAUUAAGAACUCAACCAAAAUGGCAGCCAACAACAAGCUCCACUUCCUUUUAAUUCCCCACAUAGGUCCUGGUCACACUAUUCCCAUGAUAGACAUGGCCAAACUGCUUUCAAAACAACCAAGCGUGAUGGUUACAAUAGCUACCACACCUCUUAAUGCCGCCCGUUACGCCCCCACUCUUGCCCGAUCCAUCAAACCCGUCCGGUUCCUUGAGCUCCCAUUUCCAACAGCUGAGGCUGGAUUGCCCGAAGGAUGUGAGAGCACAGAUAAAAUCCCUAGUUUAGAUUUAGUCCCAAACUUUUUAGCUGCCAUUGACAUGCUACAACAAAAGCUAGAAGAACGUUUUGGGACAUUAGAGCCUCGUCCGAGUUGUAUCAUAUCUGAUAAGUAUAUGUCAUGGACAGGUGAGUUUGCAGAUAAGCAUAGGAUACCAAGAAUCAUGUUUGAUGGAAUGAGUUGUUUUAAUGAAUUGUGUUACAAUAAUUUGUAUGUAUCGAAGGUGUAUGAUGGUUUGGGUGAAUCAGAACCAUUUGUUGUCCCCGGUUUGCCAGGUAGGAUCGAGCUGAGAAGGAAUCAGCUCCCACCUGAGUUUAACCCGAGCUCUAUUGACACAAGUGAGUUCCGUCAACGGGCUAGGGAUGCUGAGGUGAGGGCUUAUGGAGUCGUGAUUAAUAGUUUUGAAGAGUUGGAACAAGAAUAUGUUAAUGAGUAUAAGAAGUUAAGAGGGGGUAAAGUUUGGUGUAUCGGGCCAUUGUCACUAUGCAAUAGCGACAAUUUGGAUAAAUCUCAAAGAGGAAAUGUAGCCUCAAUCGAUGAAGAACAAUGUUUAAAGUGGCUCGAUUCUCAUGAACCCGACUCAGUUGUUUAUGCUUGUUUUGGUAGCCUUGUACGAGUAAACACCCCACAACUUAUUGAGCUUGCUUUAGGCCUAGAAGCAUCAAAUCGCCCGUUCAUUUGGGUGGUUAAAUCUGUUCAUAGAGAAAAGGAGGUCGAGGAAUGGCUAGCAAAUAGUGGUUUUGAAGAGAGGAUUAAAGAUAGAGGGUUAAUAAUCCGAGGUUGGGCCCCACAAGUGCUAAUCUUGUCUCACCCUUCGGUAGGAGGGUUCUUGACCCAUUGUGGUUGGAACUCGACUCUAGAAUCAGUGUGUGCUGGCGUUCCCAUGAUUACAUGGCCCCAGUUUGCAGAGCAGUUUGUUAACGAGAAGCUGAUAGUGCAAGUUCUGGGGAUUGGCGUUGGUGUUGGAGUUGAUUCUGUUGUACAUGUUGGCGAAGAAGAUAGGUCUGGAGUGAAAGUAAAAAGGGAGAGUGUUACGAAGGCUAUCGUGAAGGUUAUGGAUGACGGGAUUGAAGGAACUGAGAGACGGAACCGAGCAAAAGAUCUUGGAAAGAUAGCGAAUAACGCAAUAAAAGAGGGAGGAUCUUCAUACCUUAACUUGACACUGCUUAUUCAAGACAUAAUGCAUUAUGCAAAUGCUAAAAAAAUGGUUUUAGAAGAGUCACAAAAAUACAACCAACUUCACUUUCUUGUUAUACCCUUAGGAUCUCCGGGCCACUAUAUCCCCACCAUUGACAUAGCCAAGUUAUUGGCCCAACAUGGGGUUAAAGUUACCAUAGUUACGACCCCUGUCAACACCAUCAGAUUUGGAGCAAUCCUUGAUCUAGCAAUCCAAUCCGGUCUUCCCAUCAAUUUUCUUGAAUUCCCGUUCCCAUAUUCAGAGUUUGGCUUACCACAAGGCUGUGAAUGCUUAGAUGAUCUCCCUAAUUUCGAGAUGGUCACGGCACUCAUGAAUGCCUAUGCUUCACUACAAAAAGAAGUUGAUCAAUACAUAGAAAAGCUUAAUCAUAGGCCAGAUUGCAUAGUUUCUGAUACGUUUCUUUUAUGGCCAGGUGAAACAGCAAAAAAGUUUCAGAUUCCAAGGGUGGUAUUUGAUGGAAUGAACUGUUUCACGCAGAUGUGUAACCAUGUUUUAUACCUCUCAAAGGUGUAUGAAAGUGUGGGCGAGUCAGAAUCAUUUGUCUUGCCCGGUUUGCCUGAUCAUAUUGAACUAAAAAGAUCCCAACUCCCUUUUCAAUUUAAUCCGAGCUCUAGAGCAUAUAAUACUGAUUAUCAGGAAAAGCUUCGAGAAUCUGAAGCUGAAGCGUAUGGAGUCCUUAUUAACAGUUUUCAAGAGUUGGAACAAGGAUAUGCUGAUAAAUAUCAGAAAGUCAAAGGUGAUAAAGUUUGGUGCAUAGGCCCAUUAUCACUAUGUUAUAGCGAUGCAUCAGAGAAGGUGCAGAGAGGUAAGAAGUCAUCAAUUAGCAUAAACGUGUGUCUCAAUUGGCUAGAUUCUCAAGAAAAUGGCUCGGUGAUCUAUGUUUGUUUAGGAAGCGUCAGUCGUAUUGAGCCUGCACAGCUAGUUGAGUUGGCUUUAGCUUUAGAAUCAUCUCAAAAACCGUUCAUUUGGGUAGUUCGUGCAGGUCCAAAGACUGAGAAGAUAGAAAAUUGGAUAGUUGAAGAAGGGUUUGAAGAACGAACAAAAGAUAGAGCUCUAUUGAUCCACGGGUGGGCACCCCAACUUUUAGUGUUAUCACACCCUGCAAUCGGAGGGUUUUUAACGCACUGUGGAUGGAAUUCUACUCUGGAAGGGGUAUGUGCAGGUGUCCCAAUGGUAACAUGGCCUCAGUUUCAGGAGCAGUUCUACAAUGAAAAGUUAAUUGUUCAAGUGUUGGGGAUCGGAGUUUGUGUUGGCGCUCAGAAUGUUGUCCAUUUAGGUGAAGAGGAAAAGUCAGGAGUGGUGGUAAAGAGUGAGGAAUUUAAGAAGGCAAUAGAGGUUCUAAUGGAAGAAGGGAAAGAAGGUGAAGAGAGAAGAAAACGAGCUAAAGAACUUAGUAAGAUAGCAAAUAAAGCAUUAGAAGAGGGAGGAUCUUCCCACAAGAAUAUGACACGUCUGAUCGAAGAUAUCAGAAACCAAACCACUAUUAAGAGUUUAAGCUAAGAUUACUUUAAACUUGUAUGUUUGUCCUUUUGGUGUUCAAUGGUAUUAACUACAUUUAAGUUAAGCCACUUCCCCUAUAAGUCUUUUUGCUGGAAAAGGAACUCACACUUCUUUUAGGAACGAGUUUCAUAUCCAUGACCCGUUUCAAGGGACGUGUUUAGUGCUAUCUUCAUAAAGAUCAGGGGAGGAGGUUUAUGUAUGUGAUUGAGUCUAAAGAUGUUGUUUUCCUUGUCCAAUAUAUUCUUUCAUCUAAUGCAUUAUAAAAAAUUUUAUAUUA
This is a messenger RNA of Erigeron canadensis, 3367 nucleotides long. Its product is annotated as UDP-glycosyltransferase 73C4-like. The transcript has 2 exons. Gene Ontology annotation, molecular function: UDP-glycosyltransferase activity. The coding region runs from base 136 to 3090 and encodes 984 amino acids. Lineage: Eukaryota; Viridiplantae; Streptophyta; Magnoliopsida; Asterales; Asteraceae. The record is from RefSeq and is a predicted model, not a curated record.